UUCACCAGAUACUCAAAAUUACCUUUAUACCCUCCAAAAAGUCAAAAUUAGAGUGAAAAUAGCAACAACAAUUAUCACGCUUCAAAAACACUCAUUCCCUCCCUUUACUAUCAACCGUUGAUCUCACUGAAAUCAACGGUUCAUGAUCAUCCUCCCAAUAUACAGGAUCUUGAUUUCCCCCCUCUUUCCCAGACUUUGUCAUUUCUUCUGUUUACUCAAGACCCAAAUUUAGCUUAUCAAGAAUCUUGAAUUUUAAUUCAAAGUUUUCAACUUUAUUGCGAAUCACACAGUUUUUAGCUACUGGGUUACUGGGUAAUCAGCAAGGGCAUGUUUGGGUUAUUUUGUCCGAAAUGCCAGUUUUUACAAGAUCUCAGAUAACCGAUACACAUAUACAGAAUGAUCAAAGAAUUAGGCCAAGAACAGAUCAAGAAGACACCCAAAUGGCUAAAAAUUUGAGAAAUCCACAUCAUGGUUUGAAAGAGAAGAUGAAAGCACUAACCCUUUUGUAUGAACAGCAAAAACAAGGCUCUAUGGGUUUCAAGAAUCAAUCUUUUUCCAAGCCUGAUGAAUCAAGAUUUUCGAGUCACCCGAGUAUAGAACUUUUGAGUUCAGGGAGGAGAGUUGAGAAAGAGCAGAAACAAGCGAAGCCGGUUAGUCAUGUGAUGAGGGAGAAUACUAUGCAUAGUUCAACUGUAACAAGAACUUAUGUGCAGCCGCCACCGGUUCCUUCAGGGGUGGAGGAUGGGAAGGAAAAUGUCGUGGUGGGGGCGGGAGGGGAGAGAAUAGUAGGAUUUUCGUAUCCUAAAAGGGUGAAUUCGUCGAGUACUGUGGCAAGAAAGCUUUCAAUGGGAGGCUCAACAAUGUCGCAUAUGGAGCCUCGGGUGACUAGAAGGGUAGUGAAAGAAAAUGUACAAGAGUUAGAUACCAUUUCGGAGAAAGCAGCCAGUAAGGGGGGGAGUGGUGAUGAUGGUGGUAGUAGAAUUCUUGUUUUUGUAAGGCUAAGGCCAAUUUCAAGAAAGGAGAGAGAAGCUGGAGCCAGGUGUUGUGUGAAAAUAGUGGAUGGCAGAGAUGUUUAUUUGACUGAAUUCGCCACUGAGAAUGACUACCUUCGGCUAAAGAGGCUCAGGGGGCGCCAUUUCACUUUUGAUGCUUCCUUUCCUGAUACUGCUACUCAGCUUGAUGUUUAUUCCACAACAACAGCAGAGCUUGUGGAAGCAGUUCUGCAGGGAAGAAAUGGUUCUGUGUUUUGCUACGGUGCCACAGGUGCUGGAAAGACAUACACAAUGCUUGGUACAAUUGAGAAUCCUGGGGUAAUGGUUUUAGCUAUCAAGGAUCUCUUUAGCAAGAUACGGCAAAGGAGCUUUGAUGGGAAUCAUGUCGUUCAUCUUUCAUACCUAGAGGUCUACAAUGAAACUGUGAGAGAUUUGCUGUCCCCUGGAAGGCCUUUAGUCCUAAGAGAAGAUAAACAGGGGAUAGUGGCAGCAGGGCUUACUCAGUAUAGAGCAUACUCCACAGAUGAAGUAAUGGCAUUGCUCCAACAAGGAAACCUAAACCGAACCACAGAACCCACCCGCUGCAAUGAAACGUCCUCACGCUCUCAUGCUAUUCUUCAGGUUGUGAUUGAAUACCGUGUCAAAGAUAGUUCGAACAACAUUUUAAAUCGAGUUGGAAAGCUUUCACUCAUUGACCUUGCUGGUUCAGAAAGAGCUCUAGCUACUGAUCAGAGAACCCUGAGAUCACUUGAAGGUGCUAACAUAAAUAAGUCACUUCUCGCACUGAGUAGCUGCAUAAAUGCUCUCGUUGAGGGCAAAAAGCACAUCCCUUAUCGCAAUUCUAAACUCACUCAACUACUCAAGGAUUCACUGGGUGGUGCUUGUAACACCGUGAUGAUUGCCAAUAUUAGCCCAAGUAAUCUAUCAUUUGGUGAAACUCAAAACACACUACACUGGGCUGACCGAGCAAAAGAGAUCCGAACAAAGGCUUAUGAUGCACACGAGGAAAUGCAAAUCCCUGAUUCUGAAACAGAUCAGGCCAAGUUAGUGCUUGAGCUGCAAAAAGAGAACCGUGACUUGAGAGUGCGUUUGGCUCAGCAGCAGCAAAAACUGAUUACAAUCCAGAAGGAAAAUUUGGCUGCAAAUGCUUCCCCUGCCCCAUCAACAGUUUCCUCUAUCUUAUCACCAGCACCGUCUUCUGCUCAGCCAAAUGAAAAACGAAAAGCAAGACCCUCUUUCUUGGCUGGAAAUUGUUUUACACCAGAAUCCAAGAGAAAGGGUGCAGAUGACUCAGUUAGAGAUCUAAAAAAGCUGGUUAAGGGAUUGGAGGCAGAAAUUGAAAGAUUGAAGAAGGAUCAUGAAUUGCAGAUGAAGCAGAAAGAUGAUACAAUCCGUGAGUUGUCACGAAAGAGUUCAAAACCAGCAGGAGGGACACAAGUGGGUGGUGUAAAAAGGAUUGUUACAAGGACAAGCUUGCGGCCAAGGGAAGUACAUGAUGUUGAUUUGAAGAGUCCAAGUCAUCGUUUUCAUUCUCCAGCUCCCACGGCCAAAAAGCGCAGCUUCUGGGAUAUAACAACAGCUAACAGUCCAUCAGUUGUCACUUUAAAUGGACGAAAGACCAGAAGCCAUGUUAGUACUGAAACAGCAGCAGGUCCAUCCAUGCUUCUCCAGCUUGCAUAUCCAUGUUUCUGGUUUGUGUUCAUGUUUGGGCCGCAUAUAUACAAUCACACCACUCAGCCAGGAUUUGCUCGCCAGAAUGUAAAGCAGUAAGGAAGGUAGAUCACUUGACAAUUCCAAUGUAGCUGGCGGAGGCUCACAGUUAAGCUUAUCGUCUGUCACCCUGGAGCAAGGCCAUGGAGGAGCACUCAAUCACUAGUAUUAGACAACAGACUAACUGUCUUACAGUGAUUAAAUCUCUAAUUGUUGUUUAGACAACAGACUAACUGUCUUAGAGUGAUUAAAUCUCUAAUUGUUGUUUAU
Capsicum annuum is the source of this 2972-nucleotide messenger RNA. RefSeq names its product kinesin-like protein KIN-8A. Gene Ontology annotation, biological process: microtubule-based movement. The transcript is spliced from 7 exons. The coding region runs from base 351 to 2762 and encodes 803 amino acids. Gene Ontology annotation, molecular function: ATP binding; microtubule binding; microtubule motor activity. NCBI's taxonomy places the organism in Eukaryota, Viridiplantae, Streptophyta, Magnoliopsida, Solanales, Solanaceae. The record is from RefSeq and is a predicted model, not a curated record.